Aspergillus tubingensis is the source of this 1305-nucleotide messenger RNA. RefSeq lists its product as uncharacterized. Bases 1 to 1305 code for a protein of 434 amino acids. The record is from RefSeq and is a predicted model, not a curated record. The transcript is spliced from 2 exons. NCBI's taxonomy places the organism in Eukaryota, Fungi, Ascomycota, Eurotiomycetes, Eurotiales, Aspergillaceae.
AUGAGCAAACACAGACAGGCCGCCGCAUAUAUGCAGCGCUCUCAUAACAAAAACUCACAUGCCAACAUACAAUCGUUCAAUUAUAACAUCAAAAUCAUGGCUUCGAACGAUGUUAAGGAUACAGGAAGCGACGUGGUUACUGCCUGCGGCAGUCGCGGCUUCCUGGAAUAUCUCAUGGAUCCCACCUGCCCGAUCCCUAAAUACGCCUAUCGAGGGCGAGAAGGUUUUAUACAUGACUACCAGCAUGCUAUCGAUACGUACCAGUCUACUAGCGAGUGGAUGCUGCUGACAGGUGUUACCGAUGAAGCAUUCCGCAACGAUUUUUUGGAAUCAGAAGAUAGCCCAUUUUCACGAGUCAGAACAUACGACAGCGAGCACCAGAUACUGCUCCUCAUUAUGCCGGAGUCAAACGCGCACGGCACCGCAUCCUCUGAGUUCGAUAAGCUUCUGUGUAUGGCCACCGGACGGCUGGGGUUGCAUUUGAAGUCCUUUGAAGGAUACCAUGCCAUGGAAAGAGGGGGUAAGGUGCCUGAUAGGGCCUGGCGCCCACUUCGACUCCCCCGUAACCGAUCGACUGAGUGGCCUAGUGCCGUCCUCGAAGUUAGUUACUCAGAGACCAGAAGUAAGCUUAUGGCAGACAUAAGGCGUUGGUUCCACGCCUCAGGUGGAGACGUUAAGCUGGUCUUCACCGUGGACAUAGAUCGCCACGCACCAAAGAUAGUCAUCGAACAGUGGACGCAUGAUAAGGACAGCCGUAAGCGACGGGAGCAAGUAAUCGGUAUUUCUCAGUCGAAGACUGGCGUUGUGGUCACCGGUGCACCCCUGGAAAUAUCAUUCGAAAGACUAUUUUUAUGCCCGACAAGCACUCCGGAAGAGAGCAACAUCCUAAUCCACGAGCCGGCACUGAGGAAUUAUGCUAAUCUCAUAUGGGAGGAACAAGGCUAUAAGGAGAUCUCCUUAUUGAAUAUGGAGAAGCAUCCUGAGACAGUCCCAGAAAGCGACCGUGAGGAAGAAGAUGUUCAGUUAGGAGAAGGAGUUAUAGAAAUACACGAGCCCGGAGAACAUGUGACCGAAAUUAUCUUUUGUGGAUAUGCCUUCCACAUCAAGCACGGGGUGCCCCGGGAGCACGGAGAUGAGCUAUGGGAAUUGUGGGCCACAGAAAACAUUACAUACGAGGAUAUUCCAGAGCACUUGAAAGUCUACGAGUUUACCCCAGAGGAAUAUGAUGUGUUGGAGAGAGAGGAGAAGAAUUUCAAGCGUGGUGGGUUUGUGGCCCAUUGGCAACAAGGACGAGGACAAGGAUGA